This is a messenger RNA of Sycon ciliatum, 710 nucleotides long. RefSeq lists its product as uncharacterized. The record is from RefSeq and is a predicted model, not a curated record. NCBI's taxonomy places the organism in Eukaryota, Metazoa, Porifera, Calcarea, Leucosolenida, Sycettidae.
ACCGGUAGCUACCAUAGCUUUGGCUACUUGCGCCCUGCCCAUUGAAACAUUUUGUUUCCUGCUCGAGCGCUCGCGCUUGUAGGUUUCCUACAUACUACCCAGAGCUCUUGUCUCCUUGUUCUUGUCGAAGCAUGCCUCUCGCUGUUGAGCUUCUGUAUGCUCGUCUACCGCUACCAGAAAUAUUCGCCCCGUUGAAGACUGGGCCAUUAUUGCAAACUGCCAUUUUUGACCUUCUCCGUCGGUCCAUCCAUUCUCUUGCGAAGACUUUGUGGUAAUCGCCAAGGCUUUGCUACGCUCGAGCGCCGUCGGCUGCCAAGAGAAAGGGGUUGGCCAUUGAUAAUCUUUACCAAUUUAGGGCUUCGAGGAGUGCGGUGCUAGCUAGCCAUCCAUCAUGAAGUGUUACCAGCCCAGUGCCUUGACAGCUAUCGUUAUUCAUGUGAUCAGCCUAUUGCAACUCAGCAUGGUUGCCAGUCAGCUCAAAACUUCAAACAGUUCUUCUUGUGAGCAAAGAAAUCUGGCGGGCUUCAACAUUAACCUUCUAAGCAGUCCCGGCAUUUUUCCGGCAGAGCGUGCCGAUAUAAUGGACAAUCUGCGCGUGGCAGAUGAGGGCUGCGCAGUGGUGAAGCCGUUGGGAAGCCAGGUGACCGAAUUGAACUUUACUGACUCCAUGCUCGGUAAAGUCUUGAGGAUCGACUGCAACACUCCGGAGG